Aspergillus ruber CBS 135680 is the source of this 1239-nucleotide messenger RNA. Its product is annotated as mitochondrial K+-H+ exchange-related family protein. The coding region runs from base 184 to 996 and encodes 270 amino acids. The record is from RefSeq and is a predicted model, not a curated record. Lineage: Eukaryota; Fungi; Ascomycota; Eurotiomycetes; Eurotiales; Aspergillaceae. Gene Ontology annotation, biological process: proton transmembrane transport; potassium ion transport. The transcript has 3 exons. Gene Ontology annotation, cellular component: mitochondrial inner membrane.
GAAGCCAGCGAGUUUAAGGCAUGCCAUUGGUACACGCUUCCUUGGACCGAUUGUUCUGUCGCGUCUAUCGGUAGUUUCCCGUCCCUCUGACCCUUCCCCCCCUUCGCGAAUCACAUCAGUGCCUUUACUAUCCAUCUACGCAUUCUCCUCCAUUAUUGAUAGAUCAAGACGGCGACAGCUGCGAUGCGCCUCUUCCUCGUUCCGAUCUCGACGAGACGAGCUCUGAUUUAUUCCCAGCCAUUGAGCAAGAACCUCGCGCAAAAGCUGUCGAUUACAGAUCGGAUUACCAACAAGGCUGCGGAAACAUGGGCCAAGUGGGAGGAAGCGGAUAAGGGUUGGAAGAAGCAUCUGGUGUCAUGGGGGAACGCUGUUCAACAGCGCAUACCGUUUGAAGAAUGGGGUCUCAAAAGCAUCCCAUCGUUAAAUGCUCAACGCCGGCUCAGUCAGUCGGAUGCAGAUAAGAAGGUGGACGUGCUGUUUCCGGGAAAUGCAAUUCGACGAGAGAAGCUUCGUCCGGUUCUGCAUGCCAUUGCAGUAGGGCGUCAGAACUUGCAUCGGAAUAAGAUGUGGUGGAGCUUUGUCAUAGCUCCUCUGACGGCGCCUAUUGCGUUGCUUCCAGUGAUACCCAAUAUUCCGUUCUUUUAUCUCGUGUAUAGAGGAUGGUCCCACUGGCGAGCCUUGAACGGCUCUCAGCAUCUGGAGUUUCUUAUAAAGAAAGACCUCUUGAAUCCAGUACCAUAUCCCGCACUCGAAAAAUUAUACGCUGAGCGUGUCUCGGGUGUCCUCAAGACAACUCAUGCUGAGAAAUCAGCCCCAGACGUCGUGGAAAAUAGCGACGACAAACUGCUACUUGAAAUGUCUGAUGCUAAACAAUUGGCUUCGAUACUCAAUGCGCCAGAGCUUGCACUGGAAGCAGAACGAGCUAUCGUGCAAGUCGAGCAGCAGCUGAAUGCACAGCAAGAGAAGCACAAUGUCGACUCGUCUAAGAAGGCCUGAUAAGACCAAACAGGCACAUCGGGAAAAAAAAAAAAAAAAAAAAAGAUACGACAUUACGAUCCCUCAUUGAUUAUCAUCUGAAAGCUUGCAUGUACAGUCACGCAAAUCUGUGGGAAUGGCGUGAAUCGUUGCAAUGUAAGACUAUACCUAUAAACAACAGUCAUUAUAGUACAUAUCAGCUACUUUCAAGGCCUUAUAUUUGCCUAAUCAUUGUGUUAUUCUUUAAAUAUAACACACUUCGGC